AACACUUUUUUGACCAACAACACAGCUUCCCAGUCAGGAGCAGAUAUUUACGGAGGUCUGUUGGACAGGUGUACAGUGGAUGUAUCAGCCGAACUCUCUUCAUCAGACAAUGGAUUUGAGUACUUGAACAAUACUGUGCAUUAUUCAUCGAUAGCUUCGAAGGCUGUAAGAGUGAAGUUGUGUAACACCACCAAGCAAACCAUUUCUGUUAGAAAGGGACAAGCAUUCACAAUCAGUGUUAUGGCUGUAGACCAAGCUGGAAAUCCAAUGAUUAAUGCCACAAUUCACAGUUUUGUUAUCACUGAGAGUGGAGUUGGUCGUCUCAAAGAAGGACAGGCUGAACAAACAGUUGGUAAUCAGUGCACAGAAUUAGAGUACAAUGUAUUCUCACAAGACAGCUCUGCUCAAGUGAAACUCUAUGCUGAGGGUCCAUGCAACAAUUUGGGAAUUUCAAGACAAAUUCUAAACAUAUAUUUUCAAAAAUGUGAUUGCUCUAUUGGACUCCAACCAAUUCAGUCCUCAAUUGAGUGUAAGUGUGACUGUGAUCCAGUCUUGCAACAAGAUGCAGAUAACAAACUGUUCUGAAGAAAAUGGGACCAUAAAGCUGGAAAGCAAUAACAACAUAUGGAUAGAAGUGACUAAUACCACUAACGGAAGUGGGUAUGUUGUUAGUAACUGUACAUUUGACUAUUGUGUACUAAAGCCAGUCAACAUCAGUCUAAGCAACCCUGACGAACAGUGUGACUACAAUCGAAGUGGUGUCUUGUGUGGAGAAUGUGAACCAGGACUGAGUCUUGUGUUAGGUACAUCACGAUGUGAACUCUGCUCAAACUCUUACCUUCUCCUGCUACUUCCGUUUGCCCUGGCAGGCAUAGUACUAGUUGUAUUCAUUCUCGUUUUCAACAUUACCGUAGCAACAGGCACUAUCCAUGGGCUGAUCUUCUACACUAAUAUAUUAGCUGCAAAUCAGUCUAUUUUCAUACCUUUUCAUAACCCUUUGACAGUUUUCAUAUCGUGGGUGAAUCUUGACUUGGGUAUUGAGACAUGCUUUUAUGAUGGAAUGAACUCUCAAGCAAAAGUGCUCCUUCAGAUUGUCUUUCCUGCUUACCUGUUUCUUCUGAUGUUCUUAAUAAUCAUUGUGAGCAAGUACUUCGACUCUUUUGCAAAGCUCCUCUCCAACAGGAAUCCAGUUGCUGCCCUAGGCACACUUGUCCUACUCUCUUAUUCCAAACUCUUACGGUUUAUCAUUGCUGCACUGCAACACAGGGUCUUGGAUUAUCCUGAUGGUACAAGUGAUAUAGUUUGGAUGUAUGACGGCAAUGUGCAAUAUUUCACUUCCGGUCACGUCCCUCGGUUUGUUUUUGCCGCCAUAAUCCUCAUUUCUGGUGUAGUGUUCACUGUGGUGCUCUUCUUUGGACAAUGGUUUCCUCGCUGCUCAAAAUGGAAACUCAUGAAAUGGACUAAGAACACGAAGUACAUUGGCUUCAUGGAUGCAUACUAUGCUCCAUUCACGCCCAAACAUCGCUACUGAGUGGGACUGCUCCUAUUUUCUUUUAUCGCUCAUAAUAUAAUAACUGCUCUGGCUUUGGACACUUCUCUCCCUGUUCUAUCAGCUGGUGUUCUAUCAGUUGGACUGAUCAGCUGGAAAUUACUGAACAAUCGUUUGUACAAAAACAAAAUCCGUGAUUCCCUCGAAACUCUUUAUCUACUCAAUAUUGUUUGUCUAGCAUUUGGCACCUCCUUUGUCAAAGAUACCAGAAAAAAUCAGUCAGCCCUAGCCAAUACUUCGAUGGCUAUAUCCUUUGUCAUCUUUGCAAUAACCCUCUGCUACCAUUUUUACCAAUUCGUACUCAAGAAUAUUAAUACAUGGCUGAAGAUAGAAGACACCAUAAGGAAUUUAGGAGCUAAUGUUGUAGUCAGACGAGCUAGCAAUGGUCGGGAAAUGUAUCAGCAGCUGGUAGCCGAUGAAAAUGAUGAUGAUGAAUUACUCAAAGCAGUAGACGACUAUGAACAAAGAGAUGCCUUGAACCCACCUUACACUGAUCAUGAUGGAGCCAUGGAAGAAGCUGACCCUGAUUGUUACAUCACUCCUCCCAUCAUCAGACCAGCCACAAGGCCAGACCAGAUGAUAUUACCCUACAUGGAUGAGCUAGCCCCCGUCACCACAGAGGACUACAGACCAGCCCCUCCCCCUACAAGAGUCAACCAUCGUCCUGCUGUUACAUGCACAGAAAUUGGUCCCAUACAUAAUAAAGUCUAAACUGUAGCUGAGGUACACACUUAGAUUAGAAUGAUAUAAUUGCUGAUUACAAUAUUCAUUGCUGUUUUACUAGUUUUAAUUAUCCUCUGCUAGCUGUUAUUAUGAUUUGUGAUGUGACUGUAGCUAAUUACUGUCCACAAGAUAACACACGUCAAACUCUCAAUUAUAAUUAUAGCCAACAGACAAAAAUAUCUAAUCUAGUA
This is a messenger RNA of Halichondria panicea, 2463 nucleotides long. RefSeq lists its product as uncharacterized. The record is from RefSeq and is a predicted model, not a curated record. The coding region runs from base 563 to 1531 and encodes 322 amino acids. The transcript has a single exon. Lineage: Eukaryota; Metazoa; Porifera; Demospongiae; Suberitida; Halichondriidae.